Molecule: messenger RNA, 711 nt
Organism: Ficedula albicollis (Collared flycatcher)
Lineage: Eukaryota; Metazoa; Chordata; Aves; Passeriformes; Muscicapidae
Product: class I histocompatibility antigen, F10 alpha chain-like
Exons: 5
Coding region: 1-711 (236 amino acids)
Biological process (GO): immune response
Cellular component (GO): external side of plasma membrane
Source: RefSeq, a predicted model, not a curated record
AUGGCUACGACUGGUGGGAUUACAUCUCCUUUNCGGAAUAUUGGGAUGAGCAGACCCAGCUCUGUCUCUGUGGGUACAAUCCCCCCAGAUCCCCAAACAAAUUUGCACGUUUCCGGCUGUGACCUCCUGUCCGACGGGAGCAUCCAUGGAUCCUACCGGCAGGCCUACGACUGGUGGGAUUACAUCUCCUUUGACCUGGAAUCCAAGAGAUUCUUGGCAGCCGACAACGCUGCUGAGGUCACCAGGAGGCGCUGGGAAGAUGAGGACGUGGCUGAGGAGUUCACGAAUUACCUGGGGCACAUCUGCCCAGAAUGGCUCCAGAAAUACGUCAGAUACGGGCAGAAGGAGCUGGACCGCAAAGAGCCCCCUGAUGUCCACGUGUCUGGAAAAGAGGAACACGGGAUGCUGAUCUUGUCCUGCCACGCGUACGGAUUCUACCCCAACGCCAUCGCGGUCAACUGGAUGAAGGGGGAUGAAAUCCGGGAUCAGGAGACGGAGUGGGGCGGGGUCGUUCCCAACAGCGACGGCACCUUCCACACCUGGGCCAGGAUCGAGGCGCGGCCGGAGGAGCGGGAGCAGUACCGGUGCAAGGUGGAGCAUCCCGGAAUGCCGGAGCCCGGGAUCUUCGCUUGGGAGCCGACAUCUGGCGGAAACCAAGAGCUGCCAGCAGAGGUCAUCCCCCUGCUUCAACCCAUCCACGGCUCUUGCUAA